Molecule: messenger RNA, 3956 nt
Organism: Vitrella brassicaformis
Lineage: Eukaryota; Vitrellaceae
Source: the annotation of a GenBank genome assembly
CGAUGGCAUGCAUUGGGUCUAUAGGCCACCGAACCGUUGCUGUCGCGACAGCAACCAACCGGUCAAUCAAUCAAUUACAUACCUCCAUCCGUCCGUGUCAUCACACCACCGACGUGCACGCACAGGCAGAAGCAAUCGAUACAUAUAAACACCACCCGCCCCACCCUCAGCAAGUCCCUCCCUCUACACACAUGAUGGUGCGCAGCGCACUGCAGUCACUGCACAAACAGCCGGGCUGCCCUGGCUGGCCUAUGGCGAGUCCUCGUCGGCAUCCUCGUCCUCAUCUUUCUCUGGUGGUGGCCUGGUGCAGCUGCAGAGGCCCCGCCGUUGCUUGGGCGGCUGCUGCUUGUUCUUUUUGUCCUGUUUCUUCUUCCGCCGACGCUCCUGCUCCUCGCGACGCUCCCUCUCUCGGUCCUCAGCCUGCACCAAGGAGAUGGGAUGCUUUGGUUUGGUGUGGUGUGGUGUGGUGUGUUGUAUUCUGUUGUCCGCGGGUGGUUUGGUGGAUAGGCACCUGUUUUUGCAUUUCUUGUCGCAUCAUUUCAACCUGCUGCGCGAGCACCUGCACUGUCGCCUCGGUCUGCUGCCGCUCCUGACUGCACUCAUUUACCACAGGGAACCAUACCCAGAGAGGAGGGGGUCGUUGUCCAUGCCACACGUGGAUGGAUGUGUGGGUGUGAUUCGGGGCUUCACUUACGCUUGUGCCUCGAUCUUCUGCUGCAGCUCCGCCUCAACCCGUUCCUUCUCUUGUGUCUGUUUCUCGAGCUGCUGGAUGUACUCAUCCACCUUGCCCUGCCUCUCGGCCGCCGCCGUCUCGGCCUCCCUCAGCCUCUCCUGCUGACGACGGUAGUCCGCGUCAGCUGCCGCACGCGCCUCUGCCUCGGCACGCUCUCGCUGAUCAUAGCCCACACACACACACAUACACAUACAUGCCGCAAGGUGGUUGCGAUGCACGUCUGCGGGCAUACCUACCUCUUUUUGCAGAAUUUCCUCUCUCUCCUUCUCCCGCUGCGCGUCCUCCAGGCACCGCUGAGCCCCCCUGACGACCCGCUCGAGGUACUCGCGCAGGGCCUCGUCCAACACCUGCUGGGGUCCCUUGGCAAUGCCCGCAUACCUGAGGACGGCGCAAGACAACGACAACAACGGCAAAUGGAUGAGUGGAUGAGUGGAUGGAUGGAUGGACGGAUGGCACUCGGUGGAUGGGAGGGGUUACUUACCUUCUCUUGGCUUCGUCGAUUUGGUGCGAUAGGUCCUCCAUGGACGAGAACUGCUUGCUACUGACGGUCUGCCACACCUGCUGGAAACUCGCCUCAAGCCACUCAUGCACCUGACGACGCGCACCGUCCUGACCACACAAACACACGCGAAUGAUGUGUGUCAUCACCUAGAUCGCGGUGCAUCGUCACCUCGUUAGCGGCGUUGGUCCGCCUGAGAGCGUGCUGAAUGGUCUGGUCCAGCUCAUUGGCGUAGGAGGCCACCACAUGGUCCUCGCCCAGCGCGUCACGCUUGAAGGUCUCCUGCACCUCGGCCCUCAGACGCGACACGAUGGCCUCGAUCUCGCUCUCGGGCAUCGGCGUGCGGCCCUGCACAGCCUCAUCCAGUCGCUGCACAAACUGCUGGCCCAGACGCUCACACAACUUGGAACACUCCUGGUGGCAAGGCAAGGGACACAGCAGUGGGUGGUGUGUUUGUGUGUCUUUUGUGUUGCGUACGUCGUGUUGGAUGGCGUUCCAGGUAGAGACGACGGGGGGGAUGCCGCCGGCGUUGAUGGCCUCUACGUAGGCCUUCAGCAGGCGCGCAAACGACUUGCCUGACCACACACGGAGACACAAGUGCGGUUGCCGUAUGUGUGUCGGUACCAUUGAGGGGCAGCCCCUGGACGGCCUUCUUGUGCGUCUCGGUGAACACCUUCUGCCGAAUCGCCGUCACCUGCUGACGAAACUGGCACACACAUGGAUGGACACAUAGACACACUCGAUGAAUGGGCGGAUGGGUGGCUGGCCCGAUGACGUGUGGUCAGUGACGAGGUACCUCAGGUCUGAGUUGGGAGAACGGGAUCUUGUGCAGGUUCUGCAGCUGGUCUUCCUCUAUCAGCGGCUGCACCAGCGUCAUGCAGUCGCGCUCACGGAAAAAGUCAACCAGACACUCACGGACCUUCCUGCACACACAAUGACAUCACACGCUGCCCGAUGCAUCUCUCCUACCCCCUCUGUGUCGUCACCCUCACCGUGUGUCUUCUCGUUUGAACGCGGCGAAUGUCUUGUCAGCGAGUGCCAUUUCUAGGUACUGAGUGGCGCUGAUGGGGUUGUCCUGCUGGUCGCGCAGCUCGAGGAUGAAGUCGCGGAGGACCCAUAGGAAGAUGGGAGGCGUCCACAUGGGCCCGCCGCCACCCAGCCCCGCCCCGCCCUUGUCGCCCAUCUGCUUGCGAAGGUGCUGCACCAGCUGAGUUAUCUGGCAGAGAGCAGAAAGGGAAAUCGGUGCUGAUGGGUGUGGUUGUCUUCUGACCAUUGAGAGCCCCUGGAUGGCCUGUUCGUCGAUGAUGCCCUUGCUGUUGUAGAUGAAGUAGGUCGACACCAACACAGCCUUCACGCAGAAAGGACGAUCAGAGAGCUGCAUGUAUAGUGUGCUGACGUUGGUUGCUGGCUCACCAGUGAGAAGAGCCUCGCGUCGUGCUGCUUGUCCUUCCGAGUGUCGCUGAAGGAACAAUACCCACAUUCAUCCAUCCAUCCACUAAUCUGUUCUCCAUGCAGAUUCUGGCUGUCUGCAGUGUAGUGUGUGUGUGUGUGUGGUGGUCAUUUACCCGGUGCCCUCGCAGUCGAGUAGUAUGUAUACGCAGUCCUCAUCCUCCAAGGCACCCCACAUCCAUAUUCCCUGCACACCACACGUACAGCGGCAUUCCAUUCUGGUGGCGCAUCCAUGAUGUUUUGAUUGUGUUGUGGUGCCAUUGGGUGGGCUCACGUACGUCGGUGCAGGCGUGGACGGUGUCGCCAACUCUGAAGGCACUCCCGCUCUCACCCACACUGACACACACACACAGGCAGCUGGGUCUGACUGUCCCUUGUUUGGUCGAUAUAUCGUCUUCAGUUCACUCACGUGUCCAUGAAGAGGUUGAGCAGGUAGCUCUUGCCCGUCCUAUAGAGGCCGCACACACUGAUGAUGCCAACCUUCUUGCCCCCCAAUCCCUCCAAAUGACGCAGCGCCUCCUCCCCUAUAAUACAGCCCACACCGCGCACACAAGUGGCAAGCUCCACCUCGUGUGUAUCUUCGUUGUCGCCCUCUCAGACGUACGUACCGAUUUCGAAGACCUCCUUGCUCCCCCGCUUCACCACGUCAAUCAGCCGGAGAGGCUGCCUUUGCUGAUCCAACCAGAUAGACAGACAGACACCAAGAUGGUUGGUUCGGUUCUAGUGCUGUGCGGCUUACCGUCUUGGUGUUCUUCGGCGGCCGCCAUGAGCUACCUCCGCGCUGAGGAAUGGACACACUGACCGCACCACUGGCACCACUAUAUGCAGCACCUGCACACACACACACACACAACAGUGCAUCCCGUCACGUCAAGCAAGCUUGACUGACUGGCUGCCCCUCUUCCCUUUUUCUCACCUCCAGAAUAUGCAGCUUGUGUGUAUGGGCUCGCAGUGGUCUGUGUGUUGGCAGUAGCACCAUAGGCAUACCCUCCCGUCGUCGUGCGUGAGUAUGCUUGCGGCAUCUGCGAUGGCGGGUCGAGUGUGGUUCUGGUGGCCACGGGGGCGGCCUCUGACGCCCCGAAUCCCCAUCCCCUGAACCAGCUGGAGGGGCUGAACGCCAUCGGGUCACUCAGCCCUCACGGAAAUGGAACAGCAGCAUCGCCUGGGGCACGAGCUUCAAGGGAGAUCAAGGUCACUGUCUGCCAGUGGUUUCUUGUUGUUAUGCUGAGAACGUAACCAAACACGUUUCUCUAUGCGCAGCUUCGUCGCCUUUCC